Aspergillus alliaceus is the source of this 1650-nucleotide messenger RNA. RefSeq lists its product as uncharacterized. The record is from RefSeq and is a predicted model, not a curated record. Bases 1 to 1650 code for a protein of 549 amino acids. Lineage: Eukaryota; Fungi; Ascomycota; Eurotiomycetes; Eurotiales; Aspergillaceae. The transcript has 5 exons.
AUGGCAAGAUGGGUCCGUCUUCACAGCUCAAAGACCGGGGGAGUGAAAAAUAGCAAAGGAGCAGGUGACAGUGAAGUCGUACCAGUUUCCAACUCGAAGCCCACGGUCACCACGACUAUCGCUACCGACUCGCCUCCUGACCGGCUGACUCCUACAGCCCUAGCCUCAACGACGAAGGGAAGUGAUACACACACAUCCUCAACGAAUCACUCGAGCACCUUGCACGGUGAUGCUGGAGUCGACGCGGAACUCCCUGGCAGGCAAUGGAUCGAGACAACCGUGGAUAAGCUAUUGAAAGUCCGGGAGGAGAAGCGGUUUAGAAUGUCGGUGCCAGGUCGCGAUAUUACCAUACGGACACAAGUCCAGAGACUAGCAAAGUUCUUAUUAUGGUCGGAUCCAUUUGUGAAGACGGCUGUGAGUACCCAGCCUUACCCAGCGCUGGCAUGGUCCGGAUUUUCGCUCCUUACAAGCGGCACUACUAAAAAUGAAGCUAUGCUGCAAGACUUUAAUGCGAUCAGCGACCUCCAAGUGUAUUGGAAGGUCUGCGAGAAAAGCUACGUUCGCUCCACCCAUCGGGGGAUUAUCAGGAUCUCGUUGAGCCCAUCACCAUUUUGUAUUCUUACAUGCUGGAAUACCAGGCCCUUGUCAAUUGCCAUCUCUCCCAAGCCCAAAAAGAGCAACAAAUUGGAUGAAAUCUACCGCAUUCGUUACUUACCAAUUGGAGAACAGGAUGAGCUUCGUAAGAACAGGGACAGUCUGCUGAAAGGGCCUAGGCAUGGCAAAUUCGUUCUAUCACGGUCCGUGGUUGACGAGGGACAACUAUGCGCUCUUACUACCAAUAUCGUCACGGACUCGACUAUCUUAUUGUCUGCUGGUACCGUUCCAUACUUCAUUUUCAAGGAUGUAGGGGAUGGUCCCAUGGAUGGUGCUCAGGUGCUGUGUGCGAUACUACACCCGUUGUUUACGAGCUCCUCUCAAGUUGGUGGCAAGUACGCAUUCCCACUCCACAAAGAGAAUGGCCUGAGUCUCACUAAUAUAUCCUCCGUUCUCUGGGAAAUCCUGGUCACGUGCGUUGUUUGUUCAGAUGCGGAAGUAACUAUCUGUGUGCUUGAUGCCCUCGACGAAUGUAAUGAGGAGAGUAGGCGUAAAAUAAUUUGGACACUCGAGGCUUUCUAUUCUGCAAACCAGAGAUUACCAAGUUCUUCAAAGUUGAAGUUCCUUGCCACAAGCUGCCCAUACACGAAUAUCGAACAAUCCUUCCAAAGGUUUCCAGGGACAGCAGCAUAUCUGCAUUUCGACGGCGACGACAGGUCCGAGCAAAUUGGCCGCGAGAUCGAUCUCGUAAUCAAUGCCAGAGUUCGAGACGUCGCAGGAGUCUACACCAUCGAUGAUCAACACCGGAUCUCCAAGCGCCUUAAGCGCAUGCAGAAUUGUACAUACCUAUGGCUACACUUCUCGUUUGACAUUAUCGAGAAGAGCCCCACGGACUACGGCAGACGGUCCGAUAUCGAGGGGCUAUUUCCAAAUCUGCCAUCUGAAGUUUCCAAGACAUACAAAAAGAUUCUGCCCAAAGUACAAAUCCCCUGCGGAGGAGAUUCUUCUUCAACUAGCUCUCACUGCUGCACAGCCUCUUUUCCCUUGACGAGGUGA